This is a messenger RNA of Erpetoichthys calabaricus (reedfish), 967 nucleotides long. RefSeq names its product polymerase (RNA) III (DNA directed) polypeptide K (gene polr3k). Gene Ontology annotation, cellular component: RNA polymerase III complex. NCBI's taxonomy places the organism in Eukaryota, Metazoa, Chordata, Cladistia, Polypteriformes, Polypteridae. Gene Ontology annotation, biological process: termination of RNA polymerase III transcription; DNA-templated transcription. The transcript is spliced from 3 exons. Bases 300 to 626 code for a protein of 108 amino acids. Gene Ontology annotation, molecular function: nucleic acid binding; zinc ion binding; DNA-directed RNA polymerase activity. The record is from RefSeq and is a predicted model, not a curated record.
GGAAAAGAUGAAAGUUGUGUUUUUUUUAAUUGUUUCCAAAUAACGCACCAGACGUCACUAUAUUAAAAUCAAGUAUACGGUUAAAAUAAAUAGGAUCAUAUUGUUAAAACACGUUGACCGACACAAGUCACUGGAAAGCUGCUAAUCUCCGUGUUUAUCGUCCAUCAGUGUUUCCGCACGAGCUCCACCCUGAGGACCCCACGCUACAAGCGGAGAGCGUGUGAACGACAGCAUCAUCUACUCGGAUCCUCCGAGGCGGAGAAGGCGCCCAAACUGUCGAGCGCUUCAGGAGAAAUAAGAUGCUGCUGUUCUGUCCGACCUGCGGGAACGUACUGAUCGUGGAAGAGGGCCAGAAGUGUUACCGGUUUGCCUGCAACACCUGCCCUUAUAUACAUAACGUUACAAGAAAGGUCACCAGCAGGAAGUAUCCAAAGCUGAAGGAGGUGGACGAUGUUCUGGGAGGAGCUGCCGCCUGGGAAAACGUUGACUCCACUCCAGAGACGUGUCCUAAAUGUGAACACGCCCGUGCAUACUUCAUGCAGAUUCAGACAAGAUCUGCAGAUGAGCCCAUGACUACUUUCUAUAAAUGCUGCAAUCCGCAGUGUGGCCAUCGUUGGAGGGACUGAGGGGAAGGACUGCUGCCAUCCUGCCUACCCAAAGGAGUCCUGCUGCGUCUGCCGUGUUACAAAGAUGUCCUCCGCCCGGAAGGUGUGUCACACGGACUUGACUGUCAUGAGCUCCAACUCGCGUUUCUCGGCAAUCAACAGCUGGCGGCCGGUGGGUGGUGGUGGUGGUGGGUGCCUGUUUACCAUCUUCUUUAACUGGCUGAGAGUCUUACCGAGGCUUCAACCUCUGCCCUGGUCUGAGCUUCAGAACGUCCCGGGACGUCUUACCGGAGACAAGCUGGCCCGUCUGGACACACACUGACCUGGCGAAACUCAGGCAGCAAUUCAUUCUUGUAAGCGUU